AUGGUUGUCAGGCCGUCCGAGCUGACGCAGCCUGGACGGCUAGACGGCGCUAAGCGACUGCUUGGACGCCUCGUGGAAGUAGAACACGUGCCCAACGCCCGCUUCGGGUGCUACCUCGUCUGCGGCCAGACGGCUCGCGACGUCAUCGCCAUCGAGGCUUCGUGCGUGGUCAGCCUCACGCAGAUCGCGCUGAGCAGGCGGCAGGCCUCGAAAGCCAAGUACACGCACAGCCAGUGCGACCUCUUUGUCCGCUUUGACAAAGGCGCCGGAGUCGAAGAGGAGACCACGCCGCCGCUGGAGCUGCCGGCCGGCAUGCCUUGCACGCCCUUGCACCAAGCCGCUUGCUGGAAAGAUGGCCUCGUCAAUGUUCGCGCAGAAGUCACGGGUGGGUUCUCCCGCGCGACAGACGACAAAGAUCGCCUCUUCAAGCUCACUCUGCGCCAGCCCGGCAAAGCCGGCGAGUUCUCCGACGCGGAAGUGCUCGCGUGGGGUGAGCUAGCGACAGCGGCAGAACAGGUGCCGCGACCGGCCAUGAUGCUCCGCAAUCUGGCGGUGACCAAGCACGCAAAGAACGGCUUCACCUUGAAGUGGCUCAAGCAGACCGCCGCGUGCGCCCUGCCUGCGGUCGAA
Molecule: messenger RNA, 630 nt
Organism: Effrenium voratum
Lineage: Eukaryota; Dinophyceae; Suessiales; Symbiodiniaceae
Source: the annotation of a GenBank genome assembly